Molecule: messenger RNA, 3556 nt
Organism: Sesamum indicum (sesame)
Lineage: Eukaryota; Viridiplantae; Streptophyta; Magnoliopsida; Lamiales; Pedaliaceae
Gene: SIZ1
Product: DNA-binding protein with MIZ/SP-RING zinc finger, PHD-finger and SAP domain-containing protein
Biological process (GO): protein sumoylation
Cellular component (GO): chromatin
Molecular function (GO): zinc ion binding; SUMO ligase activity
Source: RefSeq, a predicted model, not a curated record
CCCCUUCCGGUUGGUUCUUUGGGGUCAAAUGAAAACACACAUUUCCUACCACUGUGUGUAUGUGUGUGUGAGAGAAAGAUAGAGGCGGCGGAGAAGCGGGGGCGCCGUUUGUUCUCCUGUCAACGCAAAAUCUUAGUUGCGUUUCCCGCCCAAACACUCGCCAAUUUUCGCUGUUUCUUUCAAUUUUGGGAGUAAUUGCCCCUUUUUUGCUGUGUCACUUGCGGAUUGGUUGCAUGAGAACUGUAACUGGAAAUUUAAUUGAUCGUUUGCUGAUUCUGCUGAGGUCUGCUGUGGCAGAGUAAUUCUUUUCAGGGGUUUAAGAGGAUGGACCUGGUGGCUAGUUGCAAGGACAAAUUAGCAUAUUUCCGAAUAAAGGAGCUCAAGGAUGUCCUUACUCAGCUUGGGCUUUCAAAGCAAGGAAAAAAGCAGGACCUAGUUGAUCGGAUACUGGCUAUUCUCUCCGAUGAGCGAGUUUCAGGAUUAUGGGCCAAGAAAAAUGCUGUUGGUAAGGAGGACGUGGCGAAGCUAGUUGAUGACACUUACAGGAAAAUGCAAGUCUCUGGUGCAGCUGACUUGGCUUCAAAAUCACAAGUUGUCUCAGAUAGUACAAACAUAAAAUGUAAAGAGGAAGCUGAAGAUUGUUAUCAAAUGGAAAAGAUACGGUGCGUCUGCGGAAGCACACUACCAACUGAUUCAAUGAUCAAGUGCGAAGAUCCUAGGUGUAAUGUCUGGCAGCAUAUGGCAUGUGUGCUGAUACCCGAGAAACCCACCGAGGGUGUCCUACCAAAUCCUCCAGAUAUUUUUUACUGUGAAGUUUGUAGACUGAGUCGGGCGGACCCCUUUUGGGUGACGGUUGCGCAUCCUUUGUAUCCUGUGAAGUUGAACAUCACGAAUGUACCUGCAGAUGGCUCAAAUCCUAGUCAGAGCAUCGAGAAGACAUUUCAUCUCACAAGGGCAGACAGGGAUUUGUUGUCCAAACAAGAGUAUGAUGUUCAGGCAUGGUGCAUGCUUCUUAACGACAAGGUGACAUUCAGGAUGCAGUGGCCACAAUAUGCAGAUCUACAGGUCAAUGGUGUACCAGUGAGGGCGAUAAACAGACCUGGGUCCCAGUUGCUGGGAGCAAAUGGUCGAGAUGAUGGACCUGUUAUUACACCUUGCACCAGAGAUGGAAUUAAUAAGAUCUUCUUAGGAGGAUGUGAUGCUCGCGUAUUCUGUAUGGGUGUUAGAAUUGUCAAGAGGCGCACGCUGCAGCAGGUUCUCAAUAUGAUCCCAAAAGAGGAUGAAGGCGAGUCUUUUGAGGAUGCAUUGGCUCGUGUUCGUAGAUGUGUUGGUGGUGGGGCUGCCACAGAAAAUGCUGAUAGUGAUAGUGAUAUUGAAGUUGUUGCUGAUUUCAUUCCUGUGAAUCUUCGCUGUCCUAUGAGUGGUUUACGAAUGAAGGUGGCUGGUAGAUUUAAGCACUGCGCACACAUGGGCUGUUUUGAUCUUGAAGUAUUUGUGGAAAUGAACCAACGCUCAAGAAAGUGGCAAUGUCCUAUUUGUCUGAAGAACUAUUCUUUGGAGAAAAUCAUCAUAGAUCCAUAUUUCAACCGAAUCACAUCAAAGAUGCGAAAUUGUGGAGAAGAUGUGGCAGAGAUUGAGGUGAAGCCUGAUGGCUCCUGGCGUGCUAAGGCAGAGGGUGACCGUAAGGGUCUUGGGGAGCUUGGGUUGUGGCAUUUGCCUGACGGUACCAUAUGUCCAUCUGUGGAGGCAGAAACCAAACCAAAAGUGGAACUCAAACCAAUCAAACAGGAAGUUGGUUCUGAUUGUAAUGCUGGUCUUAGACUAGGAAUUAAAAAAAACAGCAAGGGUUGCUGGGAAUUUAACAAACCAGAUGAUAUACAGGGAAUCUCACCUUCGAACAGAUUUGAAGAAAAUUUUGAGGACAAUGGUCAGAAUAUAAUUCCUAUGAGCAGCAGUGCCACUGGCAGUGGCAGAGAUUGUGAGGAUGCUAGUGUUAAUCAGGGUGGUGGUGGAAACCUUGAUUUUUCUGCAAUUAAUGGUAUUGAUUAUGAGUCAAUCUCCAUGAACAUUGAUCCAACACAUGUAUUUGGUGAUCAAAUGACGUCUGGACCAGCUGGGGAUGCUGAAGUAAUUGUCCUCAGUGAUUCAGAAGAAGAAAUUGAACCACUCAUGUCUUCUGGAGCUGUUUACAAGAACACUGGACCAGAUACUGGAGUCCCAUUUCUAGCUGCACAGCACGGAAUUACUGAUUCUUAUUAUGAAAAUCCUGCUGUUGGUAACGGUGGAAGUUCAUGCCUUGGUCUUUACAGCUCAAAUGAUGAUGACUUUGGGGUGAAUAUGUGGCCAUUGCCUUCUGGUAGUCAGGGAGUUCCAGGUUUUCAAUUAUUCGGUUCUGAUUUGGACGUUUCUGACGCCUUAGUUGAAAUGCAGCAUGGUUCUCUUAAUUGCUCAUCGUCUAUUAAUGGCUAUACAUUGGCUGCAGAGACUGCCAUGGGAUCUGCUGCGCUUGUCCCUGAGUCUACUUCUCAACAUACUAAUACGAAUGAUGCCUUAGUAGAUAAUCCCUUGGCAUUUAGCGGCAAUGAUUCUUCCCUUCAAAUAUUUCUGCCGACUAGGCCAUCUGAUGCAUCAGCUGCCCCAUCUGAGUUGGGGGACCAUCCAGAUGUUUUGAAUGCAAUUCGUACUGAGGACUGGAUUUCACUUAGGCUAGGGGAUGGCGUUGGAGGGGGUCAAGCUGAGUCUGCAGCUGCAAAUGAUCUGAGUUCAGGACAACAACUUCAACCUAAGGAUUCUACCUUGGAUUCUUUAGCAGAGAACGCGUCUUUGUUGCUUGGAAUAAACGACAAUAGGUCUGGUAAGACAAGUAGGGAAAGGUCAGAUAGUCCUUUUACAUUUCCUCGCCAACGGCGUUCCGUAAGACCAAGAUUAUAUUUGUCUAUUGAUUCAGACUCUGAGUAAAGCUGUUGGAUUGCAUAUUUUGGAAAUAUCAUCUUCCUGUUAAAUAGACCUUACCAGAUACAUCACUUUUGAAGUACCUUUCCAGAAGGAUUGCUGUCUCAUUCUCGUUGCCUGGUCGAUCUCUGAAAGCAAAUUGCAAGAGCCAAGUAUCUGCACAUGGGAAAACAGUGAUUUUCUGGUAACUUAAAGUCAUUUUGCUGCCACCAAAGGGAUUGCUUUUGACUGGUGACUGUGAACUCUGCUGUCAUUUUCCAGAACUGUAUCUCCUCAACGCCUGGUACUUUUUCCAAAUCCAGGGUCAAUCGGUCAGAACAGGUUUGGCAAUCAUCUUUUUACCUUGCUCACUGGUGAAUUGCAGGUUUAGUACCGGUAAAUUGUACAUUCGACAGUUGCAUUAUUGGGAAAUUGGAUAGGAAGUUAAAUUAGUUUUGAUUGUAGUUGUGGAGGGGGGAGGCUUAGGUAGGAUCCUCGUGCUCUUCUGUCUUGAAUAUCUUGUAUAUCUGAUCGUAAAAGUUCAAUAAUUUUAUAGGGAUAUAAUUUUGUGUAUCAAUUUUCCUCCUAUAAUCGUCUCAAUAUUUGCAUGUGAUUAGUGAUUCUA